AAAUUGUAUUUAUUACAUGUUGUGAAGGAACCUGGUGACAUUGAAGCUGAGUUUGCAAAGGUUGGUUUUAAACAAGUGCUGAAGAAGUUCCUAACAUUUCGCGAUCCAGCCCCCUUUUUCUUCCCUAAAACCACCGAUAAUUUCAUUGACUCGUACCACACCCCGAUUGCCUUACCCCACUGGUUGUCCGAGGAAGAUCUCGACUAUUAUGUUUCCAAUUACGAGAAAACUGGAUUCACUGGAGGCAUAAACUACUAUCGUGCUUUCAAGUUAGAUUGGGAACUGUUGGCGCCAUGGGAAGGUGCUAAAGUGAAUGUGCCGGUGAAAUUUGUGGUUGGGGACCUUGAUCUGGUCUAUCACAUACCACUAGUGAAGGAGUAUGUACACGGUGGUGGGUUCAAGAAAGACGUGCCAUUGUUGGACGAUGAGAUUGUGGUCGUGGAGGAUGUUGCCCAUUUUAUAAACCAAGAGAAACCUCAAGAUGUCAAUUACCACAUCCACAACUUCAUUAAAAGUUAUAUAUAA
Messenger RNA from Impatiens glandulifera, 525 nucleotides. RefSeq names its product epoxide hydrolase A-like. The transcript has 2 exons. Gene Ontology annotation, molecular function: hydrolase activity. NCBI's taxonomy places the organism in Eukaryota, Viridiplantae, Streptophyta, Magnoliopsida, Ericales, Balsaminaceae. The record is from RefSeq and is a predicted model, not a curated record. The annotation marks the transcript as partial.